Aspergillus saccharolyticus JOP 1030-1 is the source of this 1437-nucleotide messenger RNA. RefSeq names its product TDT family transporter. The transcript has 6 exons. Gene Ontology annotation, biological process: transmembrane transport; sulfite transmembrane transport. Gene Ontology annotation, molecular function: sulfite transmembrane transporter activity. The record is from RefSeq and is a predicted model, not a curated record. Gene Ontology annotation, cellular component: plasma membrane. Lineage: Eukaryota; Fungi; Ascomycota; Eurotiomycetes; Eurotiales; Aspergillaceae. The coding region runs from base 175 to 1437 and encodes 420 amino acids.
AAGCCCUCGAAGCAAUGGCCUGUCCAAACGCCUCUUCGCCCACUGAGCCCUCCAAGCAUGAUGUGGGCUGGCGGAGAGUCGUCCGUCACUUUACACCUUCGUAUGGUCAUGCCCACACGGCUUCUUUGAAUCGCAAUGGCUGGCUAACAUAGGCCCAGUUGGUUCUCGGUCACCAUGGGCACCGGAAUCGUGUCCAUUCUCCUGAAUACUCUGCCCUACAAUGGCCCAUGGCUCUACUGGAUCUCGGUCGUGGUUUUUGGCCUGAAUAUCCUCCUCUUUGCAACCGGAUGCAUCAUCAGCCUGCUACGCUAUACGCUUUAUCCGGAGAUCUUCUUCGCCAUGAUCAAACACCCUGUGCAGUCGAUGUUCAUCGGCACCUUUCCGAUGGGAUUUGCAACCAUCAUCAACAUGUUCUGCUUCGUCUGCGUCCCAGCUUGGGGCGAAUGGAGCAGGAAUUUGGCUUGGGGGAUGUGGAUCUUCGAUGCGGUCUUCUCCGUGAUCACCGCGUUGUCGUUACCGUUUCUGCUAAUGGCGCAUGGGAGCGAGACACAGCUCUCUUCCAUGACUGCGGUGUGGCUGCUCCCCAUCGUCAGCUGCAUUGUUGCCGCGUCUUCGGGCGCCAUCGUAGCCGACGUGCUCCCCAACCCGCAGCACGCCCUGUGGACGGUCAUUGUGAGCUACAUCCUUUGGGGCAUUGGGCUGCCUCUUGCGUUGAUGGUGAUGGUGAUCUACCUCCAGCGACUCACGCUGCACAAACUACCUCCCAAGGCAGUGAUUGUGAGCGUGUUCCUACCGCUGGGGCCCCUGGGUCAGGGCGGAUACAGCAUCAUGAAAUUGGGUGGCGCGGCGCAGACGAUUUUCCCGCAGACGCAAACACUGGAAUCCGGGUCCGGCGCGGUCUUCCACACGAUCGGGUUCAUGGCGGGCCUCAUCCUCUGGUCUUUCGGUCUGGUGUGGCUCUUCUUCGCGAUUGCGUCGAUCGCGCGAUGCCGGAGUUUUCCCUUCAACAUCGGCUGGUGGGGAUUCACCUUUCCGCUGGGGGUGUUUGCGACGUGUACCUGUCAGUUGGGGAAGGAGUUGGCGUCUGAGGUCUUUCGCGUAUUGGAUACUCUCGCUCUGUGUAGUGGUGUUGUGGGGGGUGGUGGGCGUAGGUACAUUGCAAGGAGUCGUGUCGGGCCGAUUGUUCUUUGCGCCUUGUUUGGCCGACUUGAAGGCACGAGAGGAGGACCGCGGGGAAGCGGAUGGAUCAAAAAGGGCUUGAGGUUUUUUUCUUCUAUCUGGAGGAGGACAACGAGGUAUGAAGUGCUGCAGACAAAAAGCUUCAGGGAUAGUUACAGCAUCCACAUGGCGAAGGGAGUGUUUGGUAGUAAGGAAUGGGGACCCAGAGACGCUCGGACAAGCUCAUGCUCUUUAUACGAAGUACUCUUUGUUGAGUGA